AUGGCAACUUCUAGAGGCCGUCUUCCGUUGUACCGGCAGCCAUGCCGACGCUCCGCGCUUUUACGACUCCUUGCCGCGCUCCUCCCCACACUUGCGCUCCUCGCGCAAUCCUCCGCCUUCCAUUCUUCCGCCCGAUCGCGGAAAGCCGCGCACUGGCCCGGCCGAUCGCUUGCCGGCAACAACUUGGCGCGCCACACUGCCCCCAGACCAGAAGACGUGAUACCCUCGGAUUUCGGGGGUAGAUUCAGGGAUCCCCAUGGGCCCCUCGCUACAAUGGCGUCUGCGAUCACCCCUCAGGAUGUCGAGAUCGCUCGCGCUGUUCCGAACCCGCGCUCCCCGCCCGCUCAGAAGCCUCCCGCGCAGAAUUCCCCGGCACCGCAACCUUCCGCUUCCCCCAAGAAGACUCCCCCCGGGAACCUUGAAACGACGCGGGCCGCAAGCGGAACGAGCGCGAGCGGAAGCACCGGGGCCAGCGGAAGCACGGGGGGAACAGGGGGAACUGUGUCGAGUGGCGGAACUGGUAGCAGUGCGGGAAAUACCAGCGGGAGCAGUACUAGCAGUUCCGGGGCAACCGCGAGCAGCAGCAACAGCACGGGUUCAUCGGGUAACACGAGCACCACGGGCAGCACAAAGAGCUCGGGCAGCAGCACGAACAGCACGGGCAGCACGGGCAGCACGGGCAGCAGCAGCUCCAACAGUACUGGAACUGGCAGCGGCAGCGGCGGUGGUAACUCGACCAGCGGCGCGAGAAGCGGGAGCAGCGGGGGAAAUUCCACCAGCGGAACCGGGAGCGGAGGCGGAACCGGGAGCGGAGGCGGAACCGGGAGCGGAGGCGGAACCGGGAGCGGAGGCGGAACCGGGAGCGGAGGCGGAACCGGGAGCGGAGGCGGAACCGGGAGCGGAGGCGGAACCGGGAGCGGAGGCGGAACCGGGAGCGGAGGCGGAACCGGGAGCGGAGGCGGAACCGGGAGCGGAGGCGGAACCGGAAGCGGAGGCGGAACUGGAACCGGGGGCGGAAGUGGCAAUUCAACGGACAAGCCAUUCGUGUGGACGAUCCCGCCGCGCAGGAAGGUGCCGGGAGUGGAUAAGUCGUUCGACAAGUACUUCAAGUUCCCCGACUGGUGCAAGGAGAGCAACUGCCGCAAGGACAACAACGGGACUGUCACGCUCUCCGCCACCAACCAGUCCGUUGGAGUGUUCUACUCCAAGGACUACUACAAGUAUGGAGUCUACAGCCUGCGCAUGAAGCUGCCGAGCAACUACUCGGGCGGCAUCAUCCCGUGCUUCUACCUCAUCUCGCCGGGCCCACAAGGCUACACAGACAUUCACGACGAGAUCGACUUUGAGUUCAUCGGCGGGGAGAACCCCAUGGAUAUCACCAUCCAUACGAAUUUGAUCACAGGCGGGCAGGUCAAGCUGGAGCAGUUCAAAUUCCCGUUCGACCCGGCCGCGGAUUUCCACACGUACUCGCUAGUGUACUCUCCAAUGUAUAUCAUGUGGAUGGUUGACGACUAUCCGAUACGGAUCACCGUCAACGAGACCGGCCAUCCGUUCCCAACGCUCCCCAUGGAAUUCAAGGCUUCGAUAUGGGACUCCUCGUCGUGGAGCUGGCUCAAGGCGAACUACAGCAACGGCCCAAUUCAAGCGCAGUACCGCGAGUUUGACUUCUCCCGCUCCUGCCAGAUGCCUCAAGACCUCUCUGAACCGCCCUGUCUGCGCCUUCGCUCGUCCAAGCAUGCCCCGUGGCUGUCCAAAAUGACUCUGCCACAGCUCAGAAAGGAGAGGGCGUUUAAAAAGUUUUACACCAAGAAGAUUUACGACUGGUCUGAGGCCAACACGCCAUUCGCGAGCACACCUUGCGCCAGCAGCGCAAACGGCGGGGCUCAUUCCCGUAGCUACUCCUCUGCUGGUGACGUGGCGGAUGCUGACGUGUCACCGGGGGAACAGGCGGGGCGGAAGGCGGCGGCGGAGCUGCAGGUGCUGGGGGUGGUGGGCGCGGGGCAGAUGGGGAGCGGAAUCGCGCAGCUGGGAGCCAUGGCAGGGAUGCGAGUGGUGGUGGCGGACACGAGUCGAGCAGCACUGGAUGCAUCCAUGGCGGGGAUGCGAGUGGUGGUGGCGGACACGAGUCUAGCAGCGCUGGAUCACUGCAUGGGCGGCAUCAAGCACUCCCUGGGGCGCCUUGUUAGCAAGGGGCGACUUGAUGAGGUGGGUGGGUUGCGGGGAGGGGAAUGGGAGGGAGGCAGGGGGACAUGGGGACAUGGGGCAUGUCUGCAUGCAUGGGCGGCCCUGGGGCCCCUUGUUAGCAAAGGGCGGUUGGAUGAGGUGGGUGGGGAGGGGAAAGUCAGGGGGAAGGCAGGGGAAAGGCAGGGGGAAGGCAGGGGGAAGGCAGGGGGAAGGCAGGGGGAAGGCAGGGGGACAUGGGGUCCACCACCAGCGGCAACACUAACCCGGAUUCGCACCACCCCAGAGCCGAGUCCGUUGGAGCAGGCAGACUUGUUUGUGGAGGCCAGCAGCCCCAGCGAGCCAUGGGGGAGAGCGAGCCAUGGGGGAGAGCGAGCCAUGGGGGAGAGCGAGCCAUGGGGGAGAGCGAGCCAUGGGGGAGAGCGAGCCAUGGGGGAGAGCGAGCCAUGGGGGAGAGCGAGCCAUGGGGGAGAGCGAGCCAUGGGGGAGAGCGAGCCAUGGGGGAGAGCGAGCCAUGGGGGAGAGCGAGCCAUGGGGGAGAGCGAGCCAUGGGGGAGAGCGAGCCAUGGGGGAGAGCGAGCCAUGGGGGAGAGCGAGCCAUGGGGGAGAGCGAGCCAUGGGGGAGUGCGAGCCAUGGGGGAGAGCGAGCCAUGGGGGAGAGCGAGCCAUGGGGGAGUGCGAGCCAUGGGGGAGAGCGAGCCAUGGGGGAGAGCGAGCCAUGGGGGAGAGCGAGCCAUGGGGGAGAGCGAGCCAUGGGGGAGAGCGAGCCAUGGGGGAGAGCGAGCCAUGGGGGAGAGCGAGCCAUGGGGGAGUGCGAGCCAUGGGGGAGAGCGAGCCAUGGGGGAGAGCGAGCCAUGGGGGAGAGCGAGCCAUGGGGGAGAGCGAGCCAUGGGGGAGAGCGAGCCAUGGGGGAGAGCGAGCCAUGGGGGAGAGCGAGCCAUGGGGGAGAGCGAGCCAUGGGGGAGAGCGAGCCAUGGGGGAGAGCGAGCCAUCGGGGGAGAGCGAGCCAUGGGGGAGAGCGAGCCAUGGGGGAGAGCGAGCCACUGGGGGAGAGCGAGCCAUGGGGGAGAGCGAGCCAUGGGGGAGAGCGAGCCAUGGGGGAGAGCGAGCCAUGGGGGAGAGCGAGCCAUGGGGGAGAGCGAGCCAUGGGGGAGAGCGAGCCAUGGGGGAGAGCGAGCCAUGGGGGAGAGCGAGCCAUGGGGGAGAGCGAGCCAUGGGGGAGAGCGAGCCAUGGGGGAGAGCGAGCCAUGGGGGAGAGCGAGCCAUGGGGGAGAGCGAGCCAUGGGGGAGAGCGAGCCAUGGGGGAGAGCGAGCCAUGGGGGAGUGCGAGCCAUGGGGGAGAGCGAGCCAUGGGGGAGAGCGAGCCAUGGGGGAGUGCGAGCCAUGGGGGAGAGCGAGCCAUGGGGGAGAGCGAGCCAUGGGGGAGAGCGAGCCAUGGGGGAGAGCGAGCCAUGGGGGAGAGCGAGCCAUGGGGGAGAGCGAGCCAUGGGGGAGAGCGAGCCAUGGGGGAGAGCGAGCCAUGGGGGAGUGCGAGCCAUGGGGGAGAGCGAGCCAUGGGGGAGAGCGAGCCAUGGGGGAGAGCGAGCCAUGGGGGAGAGCGAGCCAUGGGGGAGAGCGAGCCAUGGGGGAGAGCGAGCCAUGGGGGAGAGCGAGCCAUGGGGGAGAGCGAGCCAUGGGGGAGAGCGAGCCAUGGGGGAGAGCGAGCCAUGGGGGAGAGCGAGCCAUGGGGGAGAGCGAGCCAUGGGGGAGAGCGAGCCAUGGGGGAGAGCGAGCCAUGGGGGAGAGCGAGCCAUGGGGGAGAGCGAGCCAUGGGGGAGAGCGAGCCAUGGGGGAGAGCGAGCCAUGGGGGAGAGCGAGCCAUGGGGGAGGGAGUGCCGAGGGGGGGAGCGAGCCAUUGGGGGAGAGCGAGCCAUGGGGGAGAGCGAGCCAUGGGGGAGUGAGCCAUGGGGAGAGCGAGCCAUGGGGGAGAGCGAGCCAUGGGGGAGAGCGAGCCAUGGGGGAGAGCGAGCCAUGGGGGAGAGCGAGCCAUGGGGGAGAGCGAGCCAUGGGGGAGAGCGAGCCAUGGGGGAGUGCGAGCCAUGGGGGAGAGCGAGCCAUGGGGGAGAGCGAGCCAUGGGGGAGAGCGAGCCAGUGAAGCCCGUACUUCCCCCCUUCCGCAACUUCCCUUGCUUUUGGCGGGCAGCAGCGGCGGCGGCAGCACUAGAUUGGAUUCGCACCACCCCAGAGCCGACUCCUUUGGAGCAGGCAGACGUCAUAGUCGUGGAGGCGGUGGCAGAGAGAGACAGUGCGGUGGUGAAACACGUUCUUCCCUUCCAACAGCUCUCAUAUGUGAACGCCCUAAAGUUCUCAUACGCAGCAGCAGCGGCAACACUAACCCGGAUCCGCACAACCCCAGAGCUGACUCCUUUGGAGCAGGCAGACUUUAUAGUUGAGGCGGUAGCAGAGAGCGAGGCGGUGAAGCGCAACGUGAUUGGCCGACUGGACGGCAUCGCCCCGCACCACGCGGUGCUCGCGAGCAACACCUCCUCCAUCUCCAUCACCCGCCUUGCUGCUGCCACUAGCCGACCCGAUCAGGUGAUCGGAAUGCAUUUCAUGAACCCACCUGUCAUCAUGUCAUUGGUGGAGGUGGUGCCAGGGCUUGCCACGUCAGACCACACGCUGCACCUCACCAAGGGCCUCGCGCACAGGUUCGGGAAGGCGGUGUGUGAGGCGCGGGACUACCCGGGGUUCAUAGUGAAUCGCCUGCUCAUGCCCAUGAUCAACGAGGCCUUCUAUGCCCUUUUAGAAGGGGUCGGCACUGCACAGGACAUUGAUAGGGGCAUGAAGCUGGGCACUAAUCAGCCCAUGGGACCGCUACAUCUAGCCGACCUGAUAGGGCUGGACACCUGCGUGGCCAUCAUGCGAGUGUUGCAUGCGGGAUUGGGAGACGCCAAGUACCGCCCGUGCCCGCUGCUCGUGCAGUAUGUUGAUGCCGGGUGGCUGGGUCGCAAGAGUGGGCGCGGCGUGUAUGAGUAUCCAAAACAGGAGGAAGGGAAGAGGGAAGGGGAAGUGGAGGGGGAGGGUGGGGGGAAGACGGUGAGAGGGAGACAGCUGGCGGGUAGACGGACUGCGCACUAG
Molecule: messenger RNA, 5298 nt
Organism: Closterium sp. NIES-65
Lineage: Eukaryota; Viridiplantae; Streptophyta; Zygnematophyceae; Desmidiales; Closteriaceae
Source: the annotation of a GenBank genome assembly